AUGAGUGUUGAAUACGAGUGAGAGUAGUGUGAGAGUGAGAGGGGAGUGGAUGAGCGAGAGAAAGCGAGGGGUUGUGUGAGAGAGAAAGAGAGAAGGGGAGAAAGGAACGGGGAGAAGGCAAUAAUUGGGAGGAGGAGGGAGAAGGGAAGAAUGGCGAUGAAUGACUGGAUGGAUGUGGAUGGAUGGUGGAUUUGGAGGUGGAGCACGCAUCGGCAGGGCUGGGCGAAAGAGUCUGGACUCAAUUGGUUGCGAGGAAAUCAUGGACCAGAGGGACGGCCUUCAACUCUCUCCAGGAUCCUUCCCAAGAAACUCCAGGAUUGACGGAUGGCCUCGAGUUUGUCCGGGUGAUUCCAACUGAUUGGCCCGCUGCCUGUCCGGAUCGACACCGGGAGGCGAUCCAUCAUCUCUCAUCCUGUCUCUCUUUUUCUUUCUCUUUCUUGUCCCAAGGAGGAUCAAUAUACUGGUGUUACUCAACAGCUACUAAUACUACAGCUACUACUACUCACAACCUGCAAAAUAUCCAUCCAUCCAUCACAAAGAAGAAUGAAGAAGAAGAUUCUCCGAUCCUCCCCCACACGAACCCUCCCAUGUGCCAUCCAUCCAAACCCACACAAUACUCAAACCUUAUACAAAGCAAGCAAAGCAUAACCCGCAUAGCGAUAAACUUCCCCCUCCCGACCGCACACAAGAAAUAAUCCAACAAAACUCAGUUGAAAUUCCAUCCACGUCUAGAUCCCAACUCCAAAAGUCCCGCGGUUACAAUCGGAAAAGCUCACCCGUUCCUGGCCGUCUUUAUGAUUGGCGGAUACUAG
Messenger RNA from Aspergillus piperis CBS 112811, 812 nucleotides. RefSeq lists its product as uncharacterized. The record is from RefSeq and is a predicted model, not a curated record. The transcript has a single exon. The coding region runs from base 183 to 695 and encodes 170 amino acids. NCBI's taxonomy places the organism in Eukaryota, Fungi, Ascomycota, Eurotiomycetes, Eurotiales, Aspergillaceae.